CUAGAGUAAACAAUUUUAAGUCGUUUAGUACUAGUAGCACUAGAAAUAAAUCUAAUCUUGUCCACAAGAUGGCGCUGAAAAGAGUUCUAAUUGCGAAUAAAUCAUUUCCUGAAAUUGGAUUGGAGUUACUAAAAAAGAAAGUAGAACCUAUAGUUGUGCCUCAUUUAGACUACGAACCGGAGAGCUUGCCGGCGAUCAAGAAAGCUAUAAUAGGCUGUGACGCUGCUAUUUGGAAUACAAAACAUCAGCUCACUGGGGAAAUACUGGAUUUAGCAGGUCCCCAAUUAAAAGCUAUUUCCACAAUGUCAUCUGGUACUGACCACAUAAACCUUGAUGACGUGUUCACACGCGGCCUGUUGCUAGGCAACACGCCAAACGUGCUCGACAACUGCGUAGCAGACAUCGCUGUCGGUCUCCUCAUAGCAGCUGCUAGAAGAUUCAAAGAAGGCGUAGAUGAAAUUAUGAGCGGUGAAUGGAAGUAUGGCGUGCAGUGGUCCCUCGGGCAGGACAUUGCCGGCAGUACCGUGGGUGUCAUAGGAUUCGGUGGUAUUGGGCAAGCUAUGGUAAGGAGGCUAAAAGGCUUUGAUGUGGCACGCUUUCUAUAUUCUGGACGAAGCGAAAAACCUGAAGCGAAGACCCUGGGUGCAGAGCGAAUGCAAUUAGAGCAGUUGCUAAGAGAGAGCGACUUCGUUCUCCUCUCCUGUCCCCUGACUGAAGAGACCAGACACAUAAUUAAUGCAGACUCGUUAAAGUUAAUGAAGAAAAACGCCGUUCUGAUUAAUAUUGGAAGAGGAGGUCUCGUUGAUCAAGAAGCAUUAUACGACGCUCUCAAGCAAGGUCAAAUAUUUUCCGCGGGUCUAGACGUGGUCACUCCUGAGCCGUUGCCCAAAGACCACCCUCUUCUUACACUGCCCAAUUGCUUCAUAGUGCCACAUUUGGGCAGCGCAACAAUUGCUACAAGGAAUGCAAUGGCGACAAUAUCAGCUAACAACGUAACGCAAGCAUUAGAAGGACAGCCAAUGAUGUAUCCAGUGUUAUAA
Messenger RNA from Papilio machaon (common yellow swallowtail), 1040 nucleotides. Its product is annotated as glyoxylate reductase/hydroxypyruvate reductase. NCBI's taxonomy places the organism in Eukaryota, Metazoa, Arthropoda, Insecta, Lepidoptera, Papilionidae. The record is from RefSeq and is a predicted model, not a curated record. Gene Ontology annotation, cellular component: cytosol. Gene Ontology annotation, molecular function: glyoxylate reductase (NADPH) activity; hydroxypyruvate reductase (NADH) activity; NAD binding. The coding region runs from base 69 to 1040 and encodes 323 amino acids. The transcript has 7 exons.